AUGGGGGGCGACGGAUCUGACCUGAACGGCGCCUCCAGGGAGGGGAACGGCGCCACGAGCGUCGCCGCCGCCAAGACCGACGAGGCCGGCCUGGAAUUUCUCCCGCGCAUAUCACGCGGCUGCACGUUCAAGAGGAAUGGAAACGAGCAGCACGCUCCAUUCUGGAUUCUGAAACUCACGAGCGCCCAGCCCAAGAACUCGCCGGAGCCGGAGCCGGAGCGAUCCUCGCCGAUGUUUUACGACCAUGACCUCAGUCCCUUCUUGAAGCCAGAGGCGGACCCCGAACGGUCGACACCUCCUUCAAUGGUCGACGGCCUGAAACCAGGGCAGAUGAAGGUUUUGUUUUCCUCCUUCAAGAAGAAUCUGGUUAAAGAAAUAAAGGUGGCACAUUUUAUUGGUGAUAUUGUGUCAAAACAAUCAGCAUACCAUGAUGACCAUGUUGAGCAGGCUAUAGCAUGGGUAGUUAUGCUUAUACGCAUGGCUCAAGAUUUUGUUGGCAGCAACAACAUUCCUCUUUUGGAGCCCCGCGGGCAGUUUGGUACCAGGAAUUCGGGGGGCGAAGAUGCUGCUGAAGCCUUGUAUAUCUACACUAGAUUGCAACCUAUCACCCGUUUAAUUUUUCCAAAGGAUGAUGAUCUUCUUCUCAAUUAUUUGAGUAAAUCUGGAAAGUCAAUCGAACCCAGUUGGUAUAUGCCAAUCAUUCCCAUGGUUUUGGUCAAUGGGAGUGGCAUUGGCACUGGAUCGAGCAGCUAUGUCCCAAACUACAAUCCAAGAGACAUUAUCGCUAAUCUGAAAAGGUUGCUAAAUGAAGAGGCCGUUGUACCAAUGGACCCUUGGUACAAGGGGUUCAAGGGCUCUUUGAAGAAGACAAGUUCAAAGGCAGCUGCUGCCACAUAUACAAUUGCUGGUGUUAUAGAGCAAGUUGAUGACAUGAAACUUAAAAUUACCGAGCUUCCCAUCCGCUGCUGGACUCGGGAUUACAGAGAAUUUCUUAAAUCCAUGUGUCCAUCGUUUCUAGAGGAAAUACGGUGGCGAUGGAAUUAUGAGAAUGUGGAGUUUGACAUUUUCUUGAGUGAACAAAACAUGAACAUUGCUAAGCAAGAAGGCCUCGAGAAGAAAUUCAAUCUGACAACCACAAUAGGAACAACAAACAUGCACUUGUUUGACUCGGAUGGUAAAAUUCGAAAAUAUGACACCCCAGAGGACAUACUUACAGAGUUCUUCAAACUGAGGCUCGAAUACUAUCGGAGAAGAAAGGAAGUAAUGUUGGAAAAUAUUGGGAAAGAGUUGUUGAAGCCUAAGAACCAAGUGAGGUUUAUUCUUGCCGUUAUUUCCGGGGAUAUCGUAGUCAGCAACAGAAAGAGGUCAGAGCUAUUCCUGGAGCUUAAACACAAGGGGUAUGAGCCUUUACCAAAGAGAAAAAAUACUGCUAAAGAAGUAGAUGAAGAAAAUGAUUACGAGUAUCUUCUCGCAAUGCCAAUUGGUACCUUGACUCUGGAGAAGGUACAGGAGCUUGUUGCACGGCAGAAGAAAUUAGAGGACGAACUUGAAAGUCUGGGCAAAGCAACUCCAGAAAUUCUUUGGCUGAGAGACCUUGCUGCUCUUGAAAAGGAACUAGAUGUGCUUGAUGCAAAAGAAGCCGAACAGGAGACAAGACGUAGACUGGCAAAAAACUCCAUUGGCGAGAAGGUGUGUAAAGCAGCGCUAAAAAACCCGCCUAAAAAGACUGCUGCUCUUGAAAAGGAACUGGAUGAAAAUUUUGCUGGGAGCAACAAUGAAGAUUUUGAAACGAAGCCUGCAGCACAAAAGAAGAAACGACCCAACAAGGCAAGUGCAUCGAUGGAAGAUGAUGAGGACGAAGCGCUCGAACUAACAGAUCGUCUGGCUGUUUAUAAUUUUGAUGACUCCCCUCCAGAACAUAGUGCCAUUAAGACUGAGACUACAGAAGGACAACAGGAAGGAAAAAAGGGGAAGAACGAGCCAAGCAAAAGAGGCCCGGCAAAUAAGGCCACGACACCCUUAACCGAGUUGUCUAGUGAGAACGAGGACAAGAAGUUUACCGUCGAAGAAGUGCAAGUUGCAAAUAAAACCGGUGGAAGAAAGCCUGCUGCCGAGAAGCCAAAGAAGACUACCAACAGGAAGAGGGCGCCUGCUCAGAGCAACUCCGGUGAUCCUUCUCCUGAGAAGAAGGUGCGAAAGAUGAGUGACUCCUUCAACAAGAAGAGCGGCUUGGUUCCACAGACGGUUGCAAGCGCUUCAACAGCAACAGAAGAUGCUGAGGCUCCUCUUCCCUCUGGCAGCUCUGCUCAGCCUAUAGCACCGAGAAGGUCAGCGAGUCUGGUAUCACCAUUUACAUUUUUUCAAUUCCAUCUAGUUGUGACAUUUGACACGGUGGUCAACUUAAAACAUAGAUCAUCCAUCUAGUCACACUCCUGGUGCCUCUUUUUGGCGCUGACUGUUCUGUGGUGUGAUUUGCCAAACAAUCGCUAC
This is a messenger RNA of Triticum aestivum (bread wheat), 2490 nucleotides long. RefSeq names its product DNA topoisomerase 2-like. The record is from RefSeq and is a predicted model, not a curated record. Gene Ontology annotation, molecular function: DNA binding; ATP binding; DNA topoisomerase type II (double strand cut, ATP-hydrolyzing) activity. The coding region runs from base 1 to 2424 and encodes 807 amino acids. Gene Ontology annotation, cellular component: nucleus. Gene Ontology annotation, biological process: sister chromatid segregation; DNA topological change; resolution of meiotic recombination intermediates. Lineage: Eukaryota; Viridiplantae; Streptophyta; Magnoliopsida; Poales; Poaceae. The transcript is spliced from 13 exons.